AUGUCCUAUGCACGUUUGUUCUCAACUUGAUAUCCAUGAGGUAGUGAAGCCAAAUCAUGACCACUGCUAUCUGGGCAUUUUAAUGGUAUACAGUAUCGCAAUCGGCAAACCACUGCAAAUUUACAUCUGACAGCAGCAAAGAGCCAGUGAGCGGUGCUAAGCCCAGGGCCCUGGUCACCCAAGACUCUGACCAUGCCACUCCUCUCCAGAUGUUCUUCUAUUUUCCCUCUGCUGGAGAAGUAAGUCGCCUCCUCACACGAACCCUGACUCUCUUUAUCCCACUUCCUAUAAAGUCACAAGCUCUCUGGUCUGGCCUGAGCCAACACAAUGCUCUCUCCAGCCCCCUGUACUUAUUCCUACACAGAGUAGGUGAGACAUACAUGGCACACAUUGAAAGGGAAAGAUAGCAGCUUGUGAGCUUCAAUAUUCCAGUCAUUUUGAAGUGCUCACAUGGAAACAGGAGUUCACUGGGUCCACAAAAAUCGAGUUAUUUGAUAUCAAGCCAAGCCCACAUUUCAUACAGGAUAUAUCCAUUACAAUGAAUCAUAAGACAGAAGUUACUGUAAAGCAGACAGAUUGGGAGCAUAUGAGAACUGGCUUUAAGUGAAUCUUCAAAAUGCGGACAGGGAAACAAACACAUUAUUCAUGUGUGAUGAUAUUAGGGACUAGGAUGAUGGUUUCUAUGUGUCUGUUUAAGUAGGCUAUGACAGUGUUUGCGCCUUAUGAUGGUGUGUUUGUGCUUGUUCAUGAUGGGGGACUUUUAAUGAGGCUUGAGGUUUUUCUCCUCUGUCUUCUCCGUUAUUCUCAAAGUUAUGAUGAUAACCCUUAAUUGGCUGUGAUCUGGUGUAAAUGAGCUAUGACGAGCCAAAGGGCAUAGUUAAUAAUCAGAGAGACCAUCUCAUUACCUUGUGACUCCUCUGGGUGGUCAGAGGGUAUAUCUGCUUUAAUAGCUUCUCAUUCCUUGCAGACUUGAUGUGCAAGAUAGCCUAGCGGUUAGAGCGUGGGGCCAGUAACCAAAAGGUUGCUGGUUCGAAGCCCCGAGCCGGAAAGGUGGAAAAAUCAGCCGUUCUGCCCUUGAGCAAGGCAGUUAACCCCCAACAACAACUGCUCCCUGGGCUCCGAUGACGUGGACGUCGAUUUAAGGCAGCCCCGCCGCACCUCUCUGAUUCAGAGGGGUUGUGUUAAAUGCGGAAGACACAUUUAGGUUGAAUGCAUUGUUGUGCAACUGACUAGGUAUCCCCAUUCCCCCAAUAUCACUCCAACGGGCAACAGCUAUGCAGUAAAAAAUUGGAUCCUGGAUGCUUGGCUCCUUUAUCUCUCCAUCUACAUUCUACAUUGUUUCUCUGAAAGCUUUCACCAUCGGUUGUAUGUUUGUAAAAACCUCUGAAAGCCUUGCUUUGCUAUUCAUUGUGUGUGAGAUGAUGUCUCAUUGUCCUCCUCUUGUUCCCCCCUCAGUCCAUCCUGCUGCUGGGAGGCGUGGCUCUAGCCUGCCUGGCCCUGGACCUCCUCUUCCUGCUCUUCUACUCCUUCUGGUUGUGCUGCCGGCGGAAGAAGAGCGAGGAGCAGCCCAACGCCGACUGCUGCUGCACCGCCUGGUGUGUCAUCAUCGCCACGCUCGUCUGCAGGUGAGUCCCACGUGGAAAGACAUAAGGCUUUGAUCACUCAACAGACCAUUGGUUCACUACCCAAAAUAUAGGCCUAGCUUUAAUGAGGUGGGCCAUCUCUAAUUUCAACAUGUAAAGCCUGGGACUGCAGACGACAAUGCAAGGAUUAGCGAUGUUCACCGUCACCCCUUAACCUCCUCGGAUUAGCCAUGUUCACAAUCACCCCUUAACCUCCUCGGCUGGCCCUGUAGUGCACAGACAUAAGCGUACUCCAUGCAUGAUGGAGCAGUUUGUGCCUUUAAUCUCCUCCUUGAUGCCUAGCACAAAGCCAGCACCCUUCCUCUGAGAUGAAUGAGCACCACCCACAGUGUCAUAGGUGACUGGCUUUAAGACCUCAUGCCUAGUCUGCCUGAGGGAAUGUAUUAGGGGUUUAACGGUACACAUAUUCGUACCGAACCAUUCAGUACAGGGACCUCGGUUCAGUCCGUACUGUGAACCCGAAUGAAUACAUAAAAAAACUUAUUCACAGUACAAAAUGAAAACACUAGGCCUAUAGGCUAUGCUUACGCUGCGUUGUAGGCCUCUGCCUCUUGAGUACAUUUCAGACUAUUCCGUUAAAAACAACUAGAGCCUUUGCGCACGUUGUAAUCAAAAUUCUCCUUUUAAUUGGCGCAUAUCAAACUGUCCUUUUUGUGAAGCGCAGCCGGGAACUAGUUCUGUAUGAAGGCGGGUGGUGGGGUUGAUAAACCAGAAUUGGAGAAUCCUCCAUCAUCGUUUAAAUCUCCAGUUUGGGAACAUUUUGGCUUCCCAGUAGAUUACAACGCCGAUAGACAGAGUUGUGGAUAAAUGCUUAAUAGAAUGUCGCCACGCUCAACGAGAAUAGCCUAUGCAGCUGCCCACACCUCAAAUAGGUUCACACCCCAGUAUACCAGAGCAAGACAGAAACCUAAGAAGCAACAACAACAUCGUCUCCCCUCUGCAUUCAAGCAUUCUUUGGCAGCUGAUUCUGACCGGGCCAAAGAAAUUACAAGAGCGAUUGGUAGACUGUUUAUUUUUUACAGUCUUUGGUUUGUAGCCACGGAUAUGCACCCAUUCACGGUGGUUGAGAAUGGAAGGUUUCAGCCCCUCGUAAAAGUGCUUGAGCAACUAUCAUGGUGCGUUCAUAACCAAGAGGGAAUUGUGAAUUUACCUCAUAUGACUGGGAAAAAUCCACUUGAAUGGCCCUCCAACUGGUAAUUACUAGUGGGAAACUCUUCUAUCAUCUUGAGCACCCACUUCUCCCACAUGGUGACCUCUGACAUCACCUACUAAGGAAAUGGCCUUAAAUGCAACAACAAAACAUUAGCUAUAAAAAGCUAUCUAUUAUUGUGUUUUUUUAACUAUAUAAUUUGUUUACAAGCAUGGUAGAUGUACUUUUAGUACAUGGUUGACGCAGCUUGUUGGCCAUUAGCCAAUCGGCGUUUCUCAACGAGUUCAAAUCACAUGAAUGCAUGCAUCCAACUGGUAUCUACGACUUCACAACUGGUAAAUUCCCACCUCCCACUUAGUUACAAACGCAGCAUCAGAGUGGAAAAUUGAGAGGCCCAACAUAACAAUCCAGUCACAACAGACAAUGCCAGGAACAUUGUGAAUGCUGAACAUUGUGAAUGGCAUUUAAUUUUCCCAUUGUACCGAAACCAAACUGAAGCGUAACCCCAAAACCGCAAUACGUACCGAACCGUGGGUUUGGUGAACCAUUAGACCCCUAGAAUUUAUGGAUAGUUUACUCUGCUGGAUGCUGAACUCUAGGGAGAGCAGAGCUGUGUGACCUGCUGUCUCCUAACUCAUAAUGGACACAGGAGGUAUUUGACGCACGCUGUCUGAUGCCGCUUUUAUUGUUGUUUACAUCUCUCCCCUUCUGAACUGAGGAUACAAGAGCAGACCUUCAUGUGACAUUGGCCUUCACAAACCAUGGGUUGCAUGGUGUAGUCUGGGGAAGACACACAGGACCCCCACAAUUCUUCUAAACCUUGACCCAUAAACUGAAUUUCGUUGAGAAAUUAUUUUGUUUUGUAUAUGCACGCAACUUCUCUGCUGUGGAAGAGAUGUAGUGUUUAAGUUCCUGGUAGGCGUAGCAUCUGCAAGAUGCUGCAGCUUUAGUGUCGAACUACUGUGGUGAGAUGGUGGUAUUUUUAGAACUAAUCUUCUCCUUACUUUAUUGGAGCUCUCAAUUGGAGAGUAAGCUACUUGGGCUUACUUGUUAACCCCUUUCUCAUCUGGUGUUUGCAUUUUUGAAACAAUCUAGCAGCUGUGAAAUCUGCUCAAGCAGGGAAUGAGAAGUGCACAGGAUUGAAAGGAUCUUCCCUGAGGCUUGAAACCACAAAUCCCUCUACCAUGUACUUUUUGCUGUCUGCCUCAAAUGAAAUGACCCUCAGUCACUGCUACUUUUUUGUAUCUAGGCUAUUAGGUUUCCUUUCUUAGUCUAGGCUAUCUAACGAUUAUACUUAUAAAUACAACAUACAAAGCUGCAAUACCAUUCACAAAUCUAUAUGUUUAGUCUAACUAGGCCUAAUUAAGGAAAAGCCAGGUCUUUCUGGGAUUAUCAAUUAGUUUAUUUUGACUUCUUGGAUAAACAUAAUAUGUGGAUUAAUUAUAGUGGGAGUGGUAUUGAUUUGUUUAAAGCUGUUGAAGUGGUUGUUGUGAUCUGACUGAGAGAUGCUAUUAUAGAGAAAGAUGAGGACAUAUUGAUUCUAUUUAGAGAGUAAGUUGAUACCACAGAACACUGAAUAAGUGGAACAAGAGGAAGUUGGAGAGGCAUUGUUGUGUGAUGUAAUCUUCUGUAUGAUUAUGAAUAGUGAAGUAUUACACAGAGAGCAUUUUUUGUGGUUAUGCGAUGGGUCUCAGCUGUUGAAUGGAUCGCAGCUGUUGAACAGUUCUAGACUGAAUCACUAAUUAUUUUAAUGGCCAGCCAUACAUAUUUAGGCUUUAGUUUGCAUCAUUGAUAUGCAAGUUCCUGCUCCGCACUGCAGUCAAAAUUGCCAUAGAACCAUGCCAGUUUUCAGCCUCUCAGUCUGAAACUUUGCUUCCUUACCAAACACCAUGCCAACAUCCAUAUGCUCUGGGACAGACAUGAUAACCGUGAGCUUGUGAGGCCUCGUCUCUGCACGUAGUCAUCAAGCAAUGUAUUGGAAAGUAAUGAAAAAGUUAUAGAAAAUAAAGGAUUUCUCACAUUCAAACUGAAAUCAUGCUACAAAUGAGUGCCCACUGUAGUUUCCAUGGCAACAUUCUCUCAGAAGCCAACAAAGGACACAGAAGAAGACCCAGAGGACUGGCUCAGAACAGAGCAGGCAGAGGGAUACUCGGGGACUCUAGUGGUUUAGAGUUAGAAUCCUUUGAACUGCACAGUAAAAUAGGUGGUAUAUUUUCAGGAAUUAGGAUACACCAAAAAAAGUGUAAAUCUUGCAGAGCUAGCAACACUAGAUGGCCUACUAUACUGAACAAAAAUAUAAACGCAACAUGUAAAGGGAUGGUCCCAUGUUUCAUGAGCUGAAAUAAAAUAUCCCAGAAAUGUUCCAUACGCACAAAAAGCUUAUUUCUCUCAAAUGUUGUGCACAAAUUUGUUUACAUCCCUGUUAGUGUGCAUUUCUCCUUUGUCAAGAUAAUCCAUCCACUUGACAGGUGUGGCAUAUCAAGAAGCUGAUUAAACAGCAUGAUCAUUACACAGGUGCACCUUGUGCUGGGGACAAUAAAAGGCCGCUCUAAAAUGUGCAGUUUUGUCACACAACACAAUGCCACAGAUGUCUCAAGAUUUGAAGGAGCGUGCAAUUGACAUGCUGAGCUGUUGCCAGAUAAUUUAAUGUUCAUUUCUCUACCAUAAACCGCGUCCAACGUCAUUUUAGAGAAUUUGGCAGUAUUUGGGGGGGAGUUGCUGAGGAGUAUUUUUGUCUGUAAUAAAGCCCUUUUAGGCUGGGCAUGGCUCCUAUGGCUGCGCCCCCGCCCAGUCAUGUGAAAUCUAUAGAUUAGGGCCUAAUUUAUUUAUUUCAAAUUAUUGAUUUUCCUUCUUUGAACUGUAACUAAGUAAAAUCUUUGAAAUUGUUGCAUUUUGCAUUUUAUAUUUUUGUUCAGUAUACUUCAAUGGGAUGGCAAAGUAGGGGGUAAAUGUUAAGGACAAUAUGCCCUUUCACUAUCAAAGAGUCGCUCUGUGUCUAGUCCAGUGGGAAACCAGACCAAACUGUUGUCUGUUUCUGAGUGCUUCCCUCCAGAGUCCCUCCCAACCACUGAUUUACACGGCUGUCUGGAAGAACGACAGGCGAGUCCACCACAGUCACACAGACAAGCUUUGGAAUCCCUGGGUCUCACAAAGGGUCAUGUUCUGAGUGGCAGUGACAUACAAGGGAAUGAACAAUGCUGUCUGUCAAAAUAAUGGACCUAGAAAUCCUAGAAAAACCUUCCUUUUCGAUUAUGCUGCCCCUUUGUUAGUGAUCUCUUAAGACAAAGCUAUUGGCCAGAAUGGCCGCUCCUGUAGUGUCUGGGGCACAGCGCAGUAUUUAUGACCGAUGAAGGGUUUAUCAUCUUCCCUCCUCAGUCUCCCUCCAUCUGUCUGUGGGAUAGGCACUUCCCAGCCUUCAGUUUCAAGGGGAUGUGACCCAGAUGGAGGAUGGUACCUCUCCCUGAACUGUAAUUUCAUCUCUGGCUGAAUCUGAAUGAUGGAUCUCUCGCCUCCUUGAACCCCCAUUGAGUAAUGACAGUCAGCACCUGCUGCUGCCAUCACAAUGAGCUUCUGGAGUCUCUCUGCUGCCUCUCUGGCCCACCUGUGAGAAUUAAUCCAUCCACACAAUGCAAGUCUCUGCACGCCCAGGCAGCCUAAAAGAUUUCUUCACGGCUGCGGGAGUCUUAUCAACUCCCAUCUAUGCUGGUAGGGAGAAGAGAUUAAUCGAAACCUCACUUCGCCCUGCCCUCCUUUCACAGUCUAUGAGAGGGUCUCUCCCCAUUGGGAAGGAGCACAACCCAUAAUAAGCAGCAGAGCUUUCAUGAAUUGAGCAAGACUCUCUGUGCUUCAUGCUAAUGUAUAAUUCAUGUGGUUUGUGCUAGGGAUGGGCACGGUUAAUCGAUAAUAGAAUAUCCGAACGGAUGUUAGUAUUCGAUUACUUGCGAGUGUACAUUUUUUGGCACCAUAAAAUUAUAGGCCUAUUUUAACAAUGGAAAGGCUUUGUCUGCAUUAACUAAAAUGAUGUGACAUUGCUAAAUACAAGUAUAUACCAUGACAUUUGAAAUUCUUCAUUUAAUAAAACAACAAACUUUUGAAUGUAGUUUUUAUGAUGUGCAACCCAUAAAAAAAGACAUACCGGUAGCCUUCACAUGUUUCACGCGUGUAGCUUGUUGUUAUUGUCGGGCAGUCAAAGCGGCACUACAGUCAGAGGCUCCAUAUGUAGCCUAGCAAGAGGGAUAUUUCUAAUCAACGCAAAAAGGAAUACAAAUGACGGAAUUUUUUGGGGGAAAAAUUAAGUUACCUUAAUGAGAAGGUAACAGGUAGGCUGUUGUUUAAUCUGAAUCCCUAUGAGGCUCGCCAUCACGUAUACAGUUAAUUACAGUUUGUAAAGUUAUUUUAACCGUAAUGUUCCGUCUUAGGGCAUUACAUAAGAGAAGCGUGCGAGAUUAGUACUCAGCCAAUGACUGUACCUGUUUUAGCAGCACGUAUCCCACGUUGGACGGUAUCCGUAAUCGGUAGAUGGUUCUGAUGGAAAGUUUGUCGUGUGCAUCGCCAAGCAGUGCCCAAGAGAGUAUUAAAUCCAAUUGUUUAAUGCUACCACCACCCCUUCAAAUCAAAAGCAAACAUGGAUGUCAAUGUUUGUACGGACACGCUCCGUUCUACUUCCCGUCUGCAGCAGCAUGUUGCCCAAUUGCGAGGCUAAUUAGCUAGACAAACAGGUGUGAAACACAGACAGGUGUGAGCGAUAAGCGAGAACACAACAAGGAAUGUUUGGUUUUGAUUUGGAGGUGGGUGGUAGCCUCAAACAAUUGGAUUUAAAACUUUCUUGUGCACUGCUCGGCGACGCAAACGACGACCUUUCCAUCAGAACCGUCUACCAAUUACGGAUACCGUCCAUUGCGGGACAAGUGCUACUAAAACAGGAACAGCAAAAGGUUGGAACAUAACUUGCAAGGUGGUUUCACAAAGUUUAGUGAAACAAAGGUUUCACAAAAAAAUCAUGUAUUUCGGAUAUCCCGGGGGGAAAAAUAAUGAUAUUAUUCGAAUAGUGAAAACAUUUCAAAUGCCCAUCCCUAGUCAGUCUGUGUGCAGGGAAGCCUUGUUGGAAGAGGAGAAAAUAAAUCCAGUCUGCCAUUAAUUAUAUAAACAGUAACCGUAGUAGUGGGUGGUUUGGUAAUUAGCCUUGCAAAACAGGUACAUCUAUAAAUCACUGCUAGGCAAAUCCCCGCCUUAUCUUAGCUCAUUGGUCACCAUAGCAACACCCACACGUAGUAUGCGCUCCAGCAGGUAUAUCUCACUGGUCAUCCCCAAAGCCAACACCUCCUUUGGCCGCCAUUCCUUCCAGUUCUCUGCUGCCAAUGACUGGAACGAACUGCAAAAAUCUCUGAAGCUGGAGACUCUUAUCUCCCUCACUAACUUUUAAGCAUCAGUUGUCAGAGCAGCUUACCGAUCACUGCACCUGUACACAGCCCAUCUGUAAUUAGCCCACCCAACUACCUCAUCCCCAUAUUGUUACUUAUUUUGCUCAUUUGCACCCCAGUAUCUCUAUUUGCACAUCAUCUUCUGCACAUCUAUCACUCCAGUGUUAAUACACUAUGGCCUAUUUAUUGCCUUACCUCCAUAACCUACUACAUUUGCACACACUGUAUAUAGAUUUUCUAUUGUGGUCAAAAGUUUUGAGUCUUCACAAAGUUCGCUGCUUCAGUGUUAUGAGAUAUUUUUGUCAGUUGUUACUAUGGUAUACUGAAGUAUAAUUACAAGCAUUCCAUAAGUGUCAAAGGCUUUUAUUGACAAUUACAUUAAGUUUAUGCAAAGAGUCAAUAUUUGCAGUGUUGACCCUUCUUUUUCAAGACCUCUGCAAUCCGCUCUGGCAUGCUGUCAAUUAACUUCUGGGCCACAUCCUGACUGAUGGCAGCCCAUUCUUGCAUAAUCAAUGCUUGGAGUUUGUCAGAUUUGUGGGUUUUUGUGUGUCCACCCGCCUCUUGAGUAUUGACCACAAGUUCUCAAUAAGAUAACAAAUAAUAUCAAAUGUUCAAUCUCCCCCAUAAUACCAAGUAGUGAAUUUGAAGCUCAGUUUUAAAAGCAGGUCUUUAUAGGCUUAACUCUUCUUGCCUGUGACAUAACAUCCCCAGUCCCUCUCCCCAGUCCUCUUUACACAAGAGCAUCUGACAUCAGAGGGGAUUAAAUCAAGUGUCAUGUUGACAAGGGAAACACCUCCUGUUAAAAUGGGAGCCAGUCUACUCCUCUUCACCCUGCAUCCAAUGAGUGGAUGGGAUUGGCCAUUUCCUGAAGUAGUGCUAGCUAGGGUAAUCUCUUACUCUUAUACUCUGAAGGAUGGAAAGGUGAGCUGGAGCUAUGGGUUUGUGUUCAGGGCAAACAAAGCACAUCUCCCUCUGGGGACUGGUAACUGUGGUGGAAACUUGGAACAGGAAACACAGCCAGAGAUGAAAUACACAACAACCCCACUAGUUUGUUGGCUUAGUGUUAUCUUUGACCACCCUGAUUGUUUAGGAGUUUCUGUGUCUAGAAAACAUUAAAUCCGGUUUGUGUCAUCCAUACUACACCCCUGUGCAGUUUCACAGAAAUCUACAGAGCAUUGUUGUUUCUCUUACUUUUCUGUCAGUGAUUCAGGACUGCCAAAGCAGGCAGAUAACAUGACUUUUUAAGUGCUUUAUGUUUAGGUGUUCAAAAAGACAAUGCCAGAAAUUAGAUACAGUGGGGGGAAAAAAAGUAUUUAGUCAGCCACCAAUUGAGCAAGUUCUCCCACUUAAAAAGAUGAGAGAGGCCUGUAAUUUUCAUCAUAGGUACACGUCAACUAUGACAGACAAAAUGAGAAAACAAAAUCCAGAAAAUCACAUUGUAGGAUUUUUAUUGAAUUUAUUUGCAAAUUAUGGUGGAAAAUAAGUAUUUGGUCAAUAACAAAAGUUUCUCAAUACUUUGUUAUAUAUGGUCCCAGCUCUCUGCAGGUCAUUCACUAGGUCCCCCUGUGUGGUUCUGGGAUUUUUGCUCACCGUUCUUGUGAGCAUUUUGACCCCACCGGGUGAGAUCUUGCAUGGAGCCCCAGAUCGAGGGAGAUUAUCAGUGGUCUUGUAUGUCUUCCAUUUCCUAAUAAUUGCUCCCACAGUUGAUUUCUUCAGACCAAGCUGCUUACCUAUUGCAGAUUCAGUCUUCCCAGCCUGGUGCAGGUCUACAAUUUUGUUUCUGGUGUCCUUUGACAGCUCUUUGGUCUUGGCCGUAGUGGAGUUUGGAGUGUGACUGUUUGAGGUUGUGGACAGGUGUCUUUUAUACUGAUAACAAGUUCAAACAGGUGCCAUUAAUAUAGGUAGCGAGGACAGAGGAGCCUCUUAAAGAAGAAGUUACAGGUCUGUGAGAGCCAGAAAUCUUGCUUGUUUGUAGGUGACCAAAUACUUAUUUUCCACCAUAAUUUGCAAAUAAAUUCAUUAAAAAUCCUACUAUGUGAUUUUCUGGAAUUUUUUUCCUCAAUUUGUCUGUCAUAGUUGGGUAUAUAGCAAAGUAUUGAGAUACUUUUGUUAUUGACCAAAUACUUAUUUUCCACCAUAAUUUGCAAAUAAAUUCAUUAAAAAUCCUACAAUGUGAUUUUCUGGAGAAAAAAAAUCUCAUUUUGUCUGUCAUAGUUGACAUGUACCUAUGAUGAAAAUUACAGGCCUCUCAUCUUUUUAAGUGGGAGAACUUGCACAAUUGGUGGCUGACUAAAUACUUUUUUCCCCCCACUGUACCUAUGAUGAAAAUUACAGGCCUCUCAUCUUUUUAAGUGGGAGAACUUGCACAAUUGGUGGCUGACUAAAUACUUUUUUCCCCCACUGUAUCUGUCCAGAUCUAAUCUCUAAUGCCUGCCUGAGUUCCAUCCCACUGUCAUCGACCAGCACAGUGAGUUUACAGCAGGUUGAAGACAAACCAGAGACAUGUUAUCACACACUCAAUGUCAAGCCUAAAACAGAUUUACAUGAAAAUAAGUUCUGCUUCCUAGGCUAUUGCCUGGGAUUUCCAUAAUAUUUAAUUAUGCAAUAACACAGCUAAAAUGUGCAAGCAGCAACAACUCCUCUCAUCUAGACAACCUCAAGUUUUGCAGCCAAAACUUAACAGAGUGACAGAGGAUGGGCAUGUGAAUGUUAGGACUCCCUCAAAUCAUGAGCUUUAUGCAAGACUUAAGUAAAAAAUGCAUCAAGAUUCUCUCAAGUUUCAUGACAGUUGUACCAUGAACUUACACUGCCUGUCAUUCACGUGGCAUCAAACUGAAUUGGCAUACGGCAUGCAGGUUUUUUACUAACACACACACACACACACACACACACACACACACACACACACACACACAGAGAGUAAUUGUCAUGCAGCCCACAUGCUCAUCAAGUCUCCAUGCUUUUGUGAACCGCUCUGCUGUGAUUUCAGCUAAAUCCAACAAGAUGGCUCUGAACUGAACCAACUCAGGAGAAGUGAAAACAGGAUUCAGUGAAGCCCAGUGUUAAAAUGGAUGUGACAAAAACAGGAAGAUUCCACAAUUGAGUCAGCAAGAAGGUCAUGAAAGGAUUUCACAAGCUCUCACAAAUAAAUGAACUCUUUAUUGGGGAUAUGGAAGAUUUUAAUGUGUGUCUCUCUUGGGCGUCCUCCAUUUGGAAGACAUUUUCAGCUUUCUGUAUGCGUGGGAGUACUUUGUGCUCUGCUCUCAUGUUGUUCUUCCCUUUCUCAUGGCUCCUCUGAGACUGCAUGCUUAUACAAGUAUCUGGCCUAACAGUCAGAUCCCAGAGGAUUACUUACAUAGUAUUAUACAUGAGAGAAUAGGGCUUUGUUUCCAGGCAGAUUUGUAGUGAAAAAUUUUUUUUCACCUUCACAUUGCUGAACAUAAACUGCACAAAGCAGAUGGUUGGAUUCUUAAAAGGUGUCCUUGAACGCAGCGCAGCACAGAAAACCGCCUUAAAGAAUUUAUUUGGGUGGAUCCAUGAAGAGCCAUAGCCUCUUUUCCCAUGUGGUCAACAGGCGAACAGAAAUACAUUGAAAAAGAUGAAAAGCAGAAGUUAUCGGCCCUUUUUAUUGUCCGUCCGUCCUUCCUUCCUUCUCCUGUCUCUUGCCAUGAGGCCAUUUUGCUGUGCCUUUGUGGCUGCUUUCCUAUUUCCCCUUUGAUCAUGUAUGUACCAGCUACAGACAGUGACUGUCUACAGUUCACUGUCUGUCCAUCUGUGUGUCCCUAGAUGAGCAGAAGGACUUCCAUUUCAGCACCUUGAGACUCGUGGCUGGGCUUCUGUCUAGACAAUGAUGCCAUAAUCUGAGAAGUACUAAACAAAUAGAGGAAACAUAUUAAACGGUUUACUUGUUUAGGUGGCUUGGGGGCUGAACCCACAACACAAAACUCAUGUUUUCUAAAUUAUAGCUGAAGGAGCUGUUUUCUCAUCCACCCAAAUCUUUAUGGGCAGAUUAUUAACCCACAACACAAAGUGCAUGACAGUUAAGAUUCACCUUGGCUUCACAGCAGGUCUCUGUUUUUAUUCUUAUUUAUUUAACCUUUAUUUAACCAGGUAAGCCAGUUGAGAACAAGUUCUCAUUUACAACUGCGACCCGGCCAAGGUAAAGCAAAGCAGUGCGAUUAAAAACAACAACAACACAGAGUUACAUAUGGAAUAAACAAAACGUACAGUCGUGGUCAAAAGUUUUGAAAAUGACACAAAUACUAAUUGUCACAAAGUCUGCUGCCUCAGUUUUGAUGAUGGCAAUUUGCAUAUACUCCAGAAUGUCAUGAAGAGUGGUCAGAUGAAUUGCAAUUAAUUGCAAAGUCCCUCUUUGCCAUGAAAAUGAACUUAAUCCCAUUUUCAGCCCUGCCACAAAAGGACCAGCUGCCAUCAUGUCAGUGAUUCUCUCAUUAACACAGGUGAGAGUGUUGACGAGGACAAGGCUGGAGAUCACUCUGUCAUGCUGAUUGAGUUAGAAUAACAGACUGGAAGCUUUAAAAGGAGGGUGGUGCUUGAAAUCAUUGUUCUUCCUCUGUUAACCAUGGUUACCUGCAAGGAAACACGUGCCGUCAUCAUUGCUUUGCAAAAAAAGGGCUUCACAGGCAAGGAUAUUGCUGCUAGUAAGAUUGCACCUAAAUCAACCAUUUAUCAGAUCAUCAAGAACUUCAAGGAGAGAGGUUCAAUUGUUGUGAAGAAGGCGUCAGGGCGCCCAAGAAAGUCCAGCAAGCGCCAGGACCGUCUCCUAAAGUUGAUUCAGCUGCGGGAUCGGGGCACCACCAGUGCAGAGCUUGCUCAGGAAUGGCAGCAGGCAGGUGUGAGUGCAUCUGCAAGCACAGUGAGGCGAAUACUUUUGGAGGAUGGCCUGGUGUCAAGAAGGGCAGCAAAGAAGCCACUUCUCUCCAGGAAAAACAUCAGGGACAGACUGAUAUUCUGCAAAAGGUACAGGGAUUGGAAUGCUGAGGACUGGGGUAAAGUCAUUUUCUCUGAUGAAUCCCCUUUCCGAUUGUUUGGGGCAUCCGUAAACACCUUGUCCGGAGAAGACAAGGUGAGCGCUACCAUCAGUCCUGUGUCAUGCCAACAGUAAAGCAUCCCGAGACCAUUCAUGUGUGGGGUUGCUUCUCAGCAAAGGAAGUGGGCUCACUCACAAUUUUUCCUAAGAACACAGCCAUGAAUAAAGAAUGGUACCAACACAUCCUCCGAGAGCAACUUCUCCCAACCAUCCAAGAACAGUUUGGUGACGACCAAUGCCUUUUCCAGAAUGAUGGAGCACCUUGCCAUAAGGCAAAAGUGAUAACUAAGUGGCUCGGGGAACAAAAUAUCGACAUUUUGGGUCCAUGGCCAGCAAACUCCCCAGACCUUCGUUGAAGUCUGUUUUUUUUACACAAUGUCUAGACAGCGUAGGAGGGCUAGAUCAGUUUAGUCUUCACAAUAUACACUGAGUGUACAGAACAUUAAGAACACCUGCUCUUUCCAUGUCAUAGACUGACCAGGUGAAAGCUAUGAUCCCUUAUUUAUAAACUUGUUAAAUCCACUUCAAUCAGUGUAGAAGAAGGGGAGGAGACAGGUUAAGAAUGAUUUUUUUUUAAAGCCUUGAGGCAAUUGAGACAUGGAUUGUGUAUGUGUGCCACUGACGGUGAAUGGGCAAGACAAAAUAUUUAAGUGUCUUUGAACGGGGUAUGGUACUAGGUGCCAGGCGCACCGGUUUGUGUCAAGAACUGCAACACUGCUAGGUUUUUCAUGCUUCACAGUUUCCUGAGUGUAUCAAGAAUGGUCCACCACCCAAAGGAUAUCCAGCCAACUUGAAACAACUGUAGGAAGCAUUGGAGUCAACAUGGGCCAGCAUCCCUGUGGAACGCUUUCAACACUUUGUCUAUAGAUUUUAUGCAGGAGAUGAUUUAAUGUCUUUCUCCAGGUUUGUUCUGAAGUAGCUUACCUUGUCUUAUGUCUAUAAUCAUUAUGACUCUGCUUCUUUCUCCCCUUCCUGAGGUAAUUGUCGUAUUGUACCGCUUUAACUUUGCUCUGGAGUGGUUGCCAUGGCAAUUUCAUAAGUCAUUGAUGGUGGGUCAAAAUAUAAUAUCACUGUUGCUGUGGCUGCAUCGUAGAAUUCAGAUCAACUCUUUGUUCAGAGAUAUUCUCCUGAUCUGUCCUUGAAGGUUCUCUAGUUCAACUGAGACAUUAUGUUGAGUAGACUUUGUGUCCGUUGAUGUUGCGUAGUUAUUGCUGCAGCCCUAAAUGCAUGACACUCAAACGUAUCUUUUGAAAUGUUAAAGGUUUUGGUAACUGCUACUGCAAUGGCCUGGUCUUGGCUCCAUUGGUGAUGGACAAGCUAGAUGUUUAUCAAUGCCAGAGGAACCCUUUGUUUGGCCUUGCCAUGGACCCACACCCUAUACAGAUCAUCCUGGCAUAUUUACUGCCUUGCAGGAAUGAUGGGAACUCUGUUACGGCUGCUGAAAAUCAUGUGACCAUAGCCUUAGGAAGAUGACAUCUGUCUGAGAACCUCAACUGAACGUACCUGCUUUAAACAUACUGUAGGAUAAUGGCAGUGAAGCUUUCAAAUCCUGCACUACAAUGUUAAAAGCCAGUCUGUUUUACCAGAAUGCCUCUUUUGAUACACUGCCCUCAGAUAUUCUUCAAUCUUGCUUGUGCAGUCGCUCCAACUGCCUUACAAUGAUGUCAUCAUGAUAUCGGCCUAUUUGCUUUAGUUUAUAGCUCUGAACCUUUUGAAACUCUUGAAAAUAAUGGAGGACUCUCUCUCUCUGUCUGUAUGGAGCCCGUCCUCCAUCUGACGUCACGUGUGUGAACUGUAAAUGGACUGUCCUUCAACAAGCUGCUGUACACAUGGAAUGCUCCUCCCGUUUGCAUGAGAGUGGCCAUAUGGUCAAUAUGCUAUUGUUUGGGCUGUCUGGCUCGGCAGUCUCUCAGUCAGCAGGGAGGCAGUGAUUGUGAUGCCUAUUGAAGUGCUCACAAUGGGAGGGAGUUGGGGAGUUAGAGAGAUAAUAUUUAUUAUAUAUAUAUAUAUAUACACACAGCUCUGGAAAAAAUUUAAGAGACCACUGCAAAAAUAUAAGUUUCUCUGGUUUUACUAUUUAUAGGUAUGUGGUUGGGUGAAAUUAACAUUUUUGUUUUAUUCUAUAAACUAUUGUCAUUUAGAGCAUUUAUUUGCAGAAAAUGACAACUGGUCAAACUAACAAAAAAGAUGCAGUGUUGUCAGACCUCGAAUAUUGCAAAGAAAAUAAGUUCAUGUUCAUUUUUAAACAACACAAUACUAAUGUUUUAACUUAGGAAGAGUUCAGAAAUCAAUAUUUGGUGGAAUAACCCUGAUUUUCAAUCACAGCUUUCAUGUGUCUUGACAUGCUCUCCACCAGUCUUUGCCAUUGAUGUUGGGUGACUUUAUGCCACUCCUGGCGCAAAAAUUCAAGCAGCUCGGCUUUGUUUGAUGGCUUGUGACCAUCCAUCAUCUUCUUGAUCACAUUCCAGAAGUUUUCAAUGGGGUUCAGGUCUGGCGAUUGGGCUGGCCAUGACAGGGUCUUGAUCUGGUGGUCCUCCAUCCACACCUUGAUUGACCUGGCUGUGGGGCAUGGUGCAUUGUCCUGCUGGAAAAACCAAUCCUCAGAGUUGGGGAACAAUGUCAGAGCAAAAGGAAGCAAGUUUUCUUCCAGGACAACCUUGUACGUGGCUUGAUUCAUACGUCCUUCACAAAGACAAAUCUCCCCGAUUCCAGCCUUGCUGAAGCACCCCCAGAUCAUCACCGAUCCUCCACCAAAUCUCACAGUGGGUGCGAGACACUGUGGCUUGUAGGCCUCUCCAGGUCUCCGUCUAACCAUUAGACGACCAGGUGUUGGGCAAAGCUGAAAAUUGGACUCAUCAGAGAAGAUGACCUUACUCUAGUCCUCUACGGUCCAAUCCUUAUGGUCUUUUGCAAACCUCAGCCUGGCUCUUCUUUGCUUCUCAUUGAUGAAGGGCUUUUUUCUAGCUUGGCACGACUUCAGCCCUGCCUCUAGGAGCCUGUUUCGAACCGUCGUCGCCGUGCACUUCACCCCAGCUGCCGUUUGCCAUUCUUUUUGUAAGUCACUUGAUGUCAUCCUACGGUUGUUGAGUGACAUUCGAAUGAGUUGGCGGUCAUCCCGGUCAGUAGAGAGUCGUUUUCGCCCUCUACCGGUCUGUAGCUUUGUUGGCCCCAAUGUCUGCUGCUUGACCUUGUUCUUAUGAACCGCCAUCUUUGAAAUUUUAAGGAUGGAAGCAACUUGACGCUAACUGUAUCCCUCUGCCAGUAAAGCCAGAAAUGAAGCCUUCUUUUCCUCACUCAAAACGUUCCUUUUCAACUCUUUUGGCAUGGUCAAUAGUUAUUGUUUGAUUAAUAUUACUUUUGACGUACUAUUAGCACACACAGAGAGAGAGAGAGAGAGACUAAAUGUUAUUGCAUUCUAUUCUAAAGGACAACACAGACUUCAAAAGGCCUACUGGUAGCAGUAUUUGAUAGGUGGCUAGUAAGUUGGAAUUGAUGACCACUAUAAUGUACUGAAUGUUUAUGCAAGUAAUUAGAUGAUACUUGCAUCAGAAAUGUAGCGUUGGAUAUUGCCACCUGUAAUGCAUUUGAUACCACUUGUUUAUAGGUUAAUGCAGUGGUUCCCAACCUUUUUUGGUUACUGUACCACCUGAAUUUUGCUCUGCCCGGAGUACCCCUGAAGUACCACCUCAUGUGUAUUUUACCAGUAGGCCUAUGGUCUCAUGAGUCUUCUCAAGUGGAUAGGCCAAGUACCCUCAGGGGUCCUAGUACCCCUGGUUGGGAACCACUGGUCUAGCGCUAGCUGGCUGGCAGUAGGUCUUUGUGAUUGCCAGGACAGCUCACCCUAUAAUCUACGGCCUCCAUGAAUGGGCAAGGGUUGAUCUCCUGUGUCAGUGCAGCCUUUGUCAGCUCUGGCAUGGGGCUCUGGGCAUUGCUGUUCCAUUCCUCUUGGUUGCUAUGGACUCUGUAUAGAGAGGCUUUCUGCUGGAGCCUGUUCAGAUCUAUCCCUGGCAGGGUUGAUGUAGGGUUCACACGCCUACCUCCCCCCCCCCCCUCUCUCUCGCUCUCUCUCUCUCUGCCGUGCCGUGCCGAUCCCUCUUCCUCCUCCUAACCACUUCCUCUACUCCCCUUUGGCUCCCUUCAGCGCCGGCAUUGCUGUUGGUUUCUAUGGGAACGGCGAGACCUGUGACGGAGUGAACAGGCUGACGUAUUCCCUGCGCCACGCCAACCGCACGGUGGCAGGAGUGCAGAAACUGGUAAGACUCAGAACUCCCAUCGAAAUAAUGACACCCCAGCAACAUCUCUACUGUCACAGCCAUAACAUGGGCUGGGCCUACCAUUCACAAUUAUCAUACUGUUGAUCACUAUAAGGAGCAAUGAUUCCCCUGCUAACCCCACAUAGAUACGAUAUAAUAUAAUAAAGACUAUUCAUUUUGUCUAUCCCCAUAAGGAGCGGGUUGUUUGUGACCUUGCGUGUCCCUCCCUGUGCCUACUACCUAGGUAUCAGACAGCACGGGGUCCCUGAAGCAGACGGUGGAUGGCAGUCUGGGGCAGCUGGAGGGCCAGUACGCCAAGCACACAGACUACCUGUCCAUCAUCCAGAAGCUGCAGGGCCAGCUGGACGAGCUGGUGAGGCAGAUGGUGGAGAUCCCCUUCUGGGACAACAGAGAAAUCUCCCUGGAGGAGCUGGCCGUCAACAUCGAGCUCUACGACUGGUACAGGUGAGAGACAGGGAGUCUCAAUACAUGACAUCUCAGGACAUACAAUUUCUAUUGUUCACCAAAACCAUUACCAGAACUGAGGCUUGUUUUGUUUCAUUACUUUGUUCGGCUAUUGUAGGUGAAUGUAGUUCAGGUUUGUUUUCCUGUCAUGUUGUAUGAUACAUUGCUUGUAUUUCAAGGUAAGGAUUAGUGAGUUUUUAUUAUUAGCUACUUUUGCUGCUGCCUCAUUUACAUACAGGAGCUCACAGCAACCUCGGUUUAAUGGAGUGUGAACAGAACUACACAGCUUCCACUCUGAGAGGAAUAUACAGGAUUAGCAGUUUAAGUGAACAGUACGUCGUCCCUCAUAGAUGUAUGAUUAUGCCGAUGUCGUCCCGCAUAAUUCUACUGCUAGGCCUUUUAGAGAGAGAAUCAUCUCAAAGUUGAUACUGUUAGGUUUUAAACGAACCGAGGAAAACUCAGGGACGAUUAGUAAAGCUCAACCAAGUUUAUUCACCCACUGGGUCCCACAGCUGCAUAAGACAAAGACAUGUUUCCACCAGCACAAGUAUAUACAUAAUUUCACACAAAACUAAAAAAAUGGGCCGGACAAAGUUAUUGGCACCCUUUCAAAAUUGUGGAUAAAUAAGUUUGUUCCAAGCAUGUGAUGCUCCUUUAAACUCACCUGGGGCAAGUAACAGGUGUGGGCAAUCUAAAAAUCACACCUGAAAGCAGAUAAAAAGGAGAGAAGUUGACUCAGUCUUUGCAUUGUGUUUCUGUGUGUGCCACACUAAGCAUGGAGAACAGAAAGAGGAAAAGAGAACUGUCUGAGGACUUGAGAACCAAAAUUGUGGAAAAAUAUCAACAAUCUCAAGGUUACAAGUCCAUCUCCAGAGAUCUAGAUGUUCCUUUGUCCACAGUGCGCAACAUGAUCAAGAAGUUUGCAACCCAUGGCACUGUAGCUAAUCUCCCUGGACGUGGACGGAAGAGAAAAAUUGAUGAAAGGUUGCAACGCAGGAUAGUCCGGAUGGUGGAUAAGCAGCCCCAAACAAGUUCCAAAGAAAUUCAAGCUGUCCUGCAGGCUCAGGGUGCAUCAGUGUCAGCGCGAACUAUACGUCGAAAUUUGAAUGAAAUGAAACGCUAUGGCAGGAGACCCAGGAGGACCCCACUGCUGACACAGAGACAUAAAAAAGCAAGACUACAGUUUGCCAAAAUGUACAUGAGUAAGCCAAAUUCCUUCUGGGAGAACGUCUUAUGGACAGAUGAGACCAAGAUAGAGCUUUUUGGUAAAGCACAUCGUUCUACUGUUUACCGAAAAUGUAAUGAAGCCUUCAAAGAAAAGAACACAGUACCUACAGUCAAAUAUGGUGGAGGUUCAAAGAUGUUUUGGGGUUGUUUUGCUGCCUCUGGCACUGGGUGCCUUGACUGUGUGCAAGGCAUCAUGAAAUCUGAGGAUUACCAAAGGAUUUUGGGUCGCAAUGUAGGGCCCAGUGUCAGAAAGCUGGGUUUGCGUCCGAGAUCAUGGGUCUUCCAGCAGGACAAUGACCCCAAACAUACUUCAAAAAGCACCCAGAAAUGGAUGGCAACAAAGCGCUGGAGAGUUCUGAAGUGGCCAGCAAUGAGUCCAGAUCUUAAUCCCAUUGAACACCUGUGGAGAGAUCUUAAAAUUGCUGUUGGGAAAAGGCACCCAUCCAAUAUGAGAGACCUGGAGCAGUUUGCAAAAGAAGAGUGGUCCAAAAUUCCGGGUGAGAGGUGUAAGAAGCUUAUUGAUGGUUAUAGGAAGCGACUGAUUUCAGUUAUUUUUUCCAAAGGGUGUGCAACUAAAUAUUAAGUUAAGGGUGCCAAUCAUUUUGUCCGGCCCAUUUUUUGAGUUUUGUGUGAAAUUAUGUCAAAUUUGCUUUUUUCCUGUUUUUUUUGUGUUAUUCCAAUACACACAAAGGAAAUAAACAUGUGCAUAGCAAAACAUGUGUAAUUUCAAUACUUUUCUGUGAGAAAUACUUCAUUUUCUGGAAAAAUUUCAGGGGUGCCAACAAUUUUGGCCAUGACUGUAUACCCCAAUUUGGGUGAAGUAUCCUCCUUCCCUCUAAACAUUACAUGUUUAUUGCUAGGCAGGAAGUUAAGUGAUGCAGGCAAUAAACUGUUCCUUCUCCCUUAAUGUGACCUGACCUAACCUCAUUCCUCACUCCUCACUGAUCCACAGCUAUCAACCCUUAUCAGUGACUGCAACCAUGUGAUUGCCUCCACCAUAUACAUUCCUCCUACAGAUAACCAUUAACUUCCGGUGUAGAAACCAGACUAUGGCACUCCUCAUUUCCAUAGGAUACUUGAUAAUUAACAAUAACAUGUUCUGUCAGUACUUACACGUCCUGCAUUCCUCUCUCUUCCUCUGUGACAUGAUUAAGGAUAUUUCUAGUUUAUAAGUCAGAACCCAUCAAUACUCAGAAAAUGACUAAGCUAAUAUGAACUUGAACAGACCUCAGAUUUCUCUGGGAAAACCCCUCAAAUUAACCAUUUAGUGGGAGGAGAUACUGGAUGAAACCCAAAACACACAACACAGUCAUCCCUCUUCCUGUAACUCGUGUUAACACCCAUGCAGUAUAAGGUAGAGUUUAUUCGAUAUCCUCAGUAAAUUUCACAGUUGAAUAGUUCAUCUCUCUCCUGGUGAAACUGUCCAGCCAGCCAGUCAGUAAUGUUCAGUUGGAUCUGUAUGAGUGUGAAAGUAGCUAACAGAGACAACUGGAGUCAACAGUGGAAACACCCUUACAGUUAAAUCAGUCUGAUUCAGCAGCCGACCCUCGCUGCUGCUUCCUCUUGAGAUCUCAAACACUGCCUCUCUUAGCAUCUCGCAGGGGAAGUUUACUUCAAAUCACAUCUCCUUUUUGUUUUGUGUACGUUUAAAGCAAUCCCCAUGUUUGUACCCUUUAGAUUUAUUUAACAGUACCAAUGUGAUCUGUACAGUGGUCAUAGAUAACCUUCUCCUUUUUCUUGCUGUACUGUGCUGCGUUUGUCAGCAGGUUUUCGGGUUUCUUCAGUCAGUUGGUCUAUAGUUCUGUUGGGUGUUGUUGUUUUCCACCUCAGGUGGCUGGGCUACUUGGGCCUGCUGUUGUUCAACAUCCUCAUCUGCCUGCUGGUGCUGUUUGGCCUCAUUCGCAACUCCAAGGGAACGCUUAUUGGGUAAGUCCAACCAUGUGAUCAUGUGGGGAAGUGAAACAGUAAGAAUAGUGGGGAGGGGGACGAUAUUCUGCUAGGCCAUAUAUUUAUAGCAAUUGUCAUGCUAUUGAAUGAUUUAACAAAAUUAAAGCCUCCGACGUGUCAGAAGUUUUAUCUCAAGUAUCACUUUGUUUGCCCUUUGCAAAUUACUUUUGACUGUACGCUGAACAACCUUGUCAUUGCGAUUAUGUGAGACGAAUUCACGCUUCAUGGAGUGUCAGCCGGUCACAGUCCAUUUGGAAUGUGCAUUAAAACGAAUCUCUCCGAAAAUUCCUCUCUGUCUCAACUCUUGACAACUCUGCAGGUAAGUAUGUUGGAUCCUUUUUAAAAGGCAUCAAGGACACAGGCUCAGCACUGCCUGUCCUCUCUUCAGUCCCUGCCCUUCUAAUUAAUGUAAUGAUCUGUGUCUGUGGAUACAGCGGGGUCAGUUUGGGUGGCUCAUUGUCAUUUGAGUCCGUUCAAGAGCAUUAGGCUUCAUUGGUUCCCCCAGGUCCCCCUCUCCUAGCCCUCCUAUGUCCUGUCAUCUCACUCAUCCUCAGUGAAUCAGACCCAGGUCAUCCUCAAGCCCUGCCCAGAGACAUAAUAAUGAACCCUAACUCUCUUUGUGAGAUGAGGGAAACAUUAUCCCAAGUCCCUGUGGGUGUUUAGGGUUGAAAUCAAGGUUUCCUUUUUAAUAGCUCAACAUUAAACCCUCCAGCAUUUUAUUUAGAUCAGUCAAAAUGUGUAAUAGCCAUCAUUUGGGGUUAAGGCUAAGCAACUACCAGUCCAAGGUAAUUUUCCCUCAAAACUUUUUCGGCAUUGAGCAUAUUUUUGGUCUGCUGAGAGGAAACUUGAAUGUUAUGAAAAUUCUAUUAAACUUCUGGGACGUGUUUACUGUACCCACUUUAAGAUAGUUUUAACAGUGGCCAAGUAGGCUACUGUGGCCACACCAAGUAAGCUACUGUGGCUAUUUGGUCAUAAUGUAGGCCUACCAGAGUGGCCUACCAUAAAAAACUAUGGAGAAAAUGCAUCCCAUAACAUUUUAACAUGGAAAUAACUGUUCUAUGAUACAGCCUACAGUAGCAGCCAAUGUCUGGUGUUUUGAAAACAUGCAUGGCUUGACAUGAACCUGUUUAGCCACUUCUCCUUCAGACAAUGAUGUGACUGAAACUGUUGUGUUGUUUGAUGCAAGAGACCACUUUACAUAAUAAAAUGCAAUAUUAUUCCUAUACCAGUAUUAUUAUUUCAGAGAAUCAGACAAGAAUGUAUGCUUCCCUCUGCAUGUUGGCUACUUAGCUUAUUCAAGCCUGUCUUAAAAUACAACACUGCCCCUGAAAGCCAGAAAAAAAAGCUCUUUACCUGACUCGGUUUUCAAAGAUGGCUAGAAAUGUACACAUUUUGUGUAGGGUUGGGAAUUGCCAGAGACCUCACGAUACGAUAUUUUCAUGGUUAGGUGCCAAUACGAUAUGUAUGACGAUUCUAUAUGUAUUAGCGAUUCGAUACUGUGAUUUUAUUGCGAUUCGGCGUUCCAAACAUAUUGCUCACAAGAGAGCCAUGAGAAAACGAGUUUUGAACAGUUAUGGAAAUAAAAGUGCUUAAAAAAAAUGAGCUCCCUAUUUAAAAAGAAGAUGGAGAACAAGCUACGAAAUAAAAAAUACUAUAGAUACAGCAAACUAGCGCAUAAAUAAUAUUGCGAUGUUGUCCAAACGAUACGAUAUAUCGUAAAGAUUAUAUCCGGAUAUGUAACUGUAUCGAUUCCCCCACCAUCAUUAAUUUUGUGCUCUUGUAGGAAGCAAUCACUCCCCGAUUGCUGACCAAAAAUUUGCUACAGUUAACUCACUAACUAGCAAAGAAUAGGCCUAUGAGCAAAUGUGCUAGGGCUGUACCUGAAUAAAAAAUAUAAAAAACUUAGUCGACCGAGAUUCGUCUGUUCUUUCGACCAAUCGAUUUUGUCGAAAUUUUAAAAUGUGUAUUUUUCCAUAUAUAGACACAUCCUAUGUGUUUUAAUCAAAUCAACGAUAUGUACUAAGCUUGUCUGAUACUUUAAGCACACUGUUUGAUUAAAUAAUUAAGACACCUCCCGAGUGGCGCAUCGGUCUAAGGCACUGCGUCGCAGUGCUUGAGGCAUCACUACAGAGCCGGGUUCGAUCCCAGGCUGUGUCACAACCGGCCGUGACCGGGAGUCCCAUAGGGUGGCGCACAAUUGGCCCAGCGUCGUCCGGGUUAAGGGAGGGUUUGGCCGGGGGGGCUUUACUUGGCUCAACGCGCUCUAGUGGGCCGGGCGCCUGCAGGCUGACUUCGCUCUUCAGUUGGACGGUGUUUCCUCCGACACAUUGGUGCGGCUGGACCUGAAGCAAGGAAAUGCAUAUUAUUGAUACCAUUUGAAAGGAAACACUUUGAAGUUUGUGGAAAUGUGAAAUUAAUGUAGGAGAAUAUAACACAUUAGAUCUGGUAAAAGAUAAUACAAACAAAAAAACAUGCGUUUUCUUUUUUUUCUUUUUUUCAUCUUUGAAAUGCAAGAGAAAGGCCACAAUAUAAUAUUGCAGUUUAGGCGCAAUUUAGAUUUUGGCCACUAGAUAACAGCAGUGUGUGUGCAAAGUUUCAGAUUGAUCCAGUGAAGCAUUGCAAGACUGGACUAUUUUGUAUCAAGUCUGCCCAAAUGUUCCGAAUUGGUCAAUUGAUACAUUUUCAUGUACAUAACUAUAGAGAACAUACAAAAAGUAUAUGGUAAUACAAAAUGUAAGUGUACACACUCCCAGGAAUGUCAUACAUGAUGGAUCAUUAACUUAUAAACUAACUUUCACACAUCUAGAUGGCCAGGCUGGGUGGGUGUGGAGCCAGAGACAGUAGGGGUUCAAACUGUAGAACCCAGUUCCUACAUUUGAAUAUACAAAUUGAUUUUUUCAAACAAAACUAUGCUACAUUUUAUCUCUGGGACCCUUAGGAUGACAAAUCAGAGCAAGAUUAUUGAAUAUAAGUACAUUAUUUACCUUCAGAAGUGAAUGUAUCAAACCAGUUGCCAUGAUACGUUUUUUGUUGUUGUGCACUUUCCUCAAACAAUAGCAUGGUAUUUUUUCACUGUAAUAGCUACUGUAAAUUGGACAGUGCAGUUAGAUUAACAAGAAUUUAAGCUUUCUGCCCAUAGAAGACAUGUCUAUGUCCUGGAAAGUUAGCUGUUCCUUACAUCAGUCAUGCUAAUCACAUUAACGCACGUUAGCUCAACCGUCCCGUAUACGGGACACCGAUCCCGUAGAGGUUAACCAAAUCCGUCAUUUGUUUAGGAAAAACAUUCCCUAUUUCCUCAACCCUUGCUCUCUUUACGUGACACAUGUAUGCAUCGUAUGCACGUGACAAAUAGGGCCUGACCUAUAGCAUAUCAUAAUUACAUAAAUAUAUCGGUUUGAACAAACUCAGAACACCGUAACACGUGACAGCAAAAUGGAUGCAGAGGAUGCGACAAACGGGAAUGUUUACUGGUUGCUCAGUAGGUAAAGGGGGAUUCAGAUGUGUAGAAUACAUUUGACUAGUUGUGGAAAAUACAGGAGAUCAAGAAAAAUAAGGUACGGCGCAAGCGCUGCGUGCAUAUUAUCUGUGGCAAACAGUUGCUGUUAGAUUACAAUAUAAUUUUUCUGACCGUUUGGAACAAGGUAAACAACACUAAAUUAAUUAUAAGCAUACCAGAGAGUCUGUUGUAAUGUUUUUGUUUUUUGUAAAGCCUUUAUUACAGCAAAGACUAAAAGCAGUCGGAUUCAUUCUUGAAUGCAAUUUCCGAAAUGGAACGGUUUAUUUAUUGUUUACACUAAUUAUUUGCUUUGUUAUUUUAAAACUAAAAUGCUUGAUUGCAUUUCAAAUCAUUUGAAUGACUCAUAUGCUAUGUGAUGACAUGAAUGAUUGACUGAUACAGUACUGUAGCCUAUAUAAGUAUUGAAAUAUAGGCCUAAGUAAGUUACGGUAUUAAGACUAAACAGGAGGCGCUCUUAGGCCUACAGAUUGAUGGUGGUUAUACAAGGCUGCUAUGGCUGCUAUACUAAGCCUACUAAUGAUAAUGACAUUACUUAUUAUUAUUAUUAUUAUUAUAAUGAUGAUCAUAACAAUAAAAGUAAUAAUAAUGAGAUCAAGAAAAAGGAGGGUUAUUAUUAUUAUAAAUAGUAUUUUUCGGACAAUUUGGAACAGUGUAAACAACACUAAAUAAAUUAUAAAUAAUAUCAGAGAGGCAGUUCUGACGAAAAUAAGUGUAAAGCCUUUAUUACAGCAUAGCAAAGAUUACAAACACAGGUGAAUUUGUGAAAUUGUUUAUCCGACUUGUUGCGUGAGGCUUGGUGCUCACGGAAUCAGUAGGCUAUUAAACAAACACUCAAACAGGCAACAGAAGCAGGAUCUGUCUUAUUUCUGUAGAUAUAUAUGGAUGAUUUAUUAAGCCAAGCACAUUUAACAGUUUGGCUUUUGAUUAUAGACCUAAUUAAGUUUGAGUUUCCUCUCUCCCCACUUUUCUUAGACAAUUAAGGCAAGGGCUGUUUUCUCGUCUCCUAACUCCACUGCUGCCUCCACCGUAUUGUUCUCAACACCAAUAUGCUGGUUAACUUUGCUAUUAUGCACAUAGCAACAUGGUCUAGGAAAAGGCGCCAAUUCAACAGCGCACUGUGUUUCAGAACCACGGACAGCGACCGCCAUCCAACGCAGAAGGAAGCGCAUUUGUUAUAAAAUAAUAAUAUUUGUAUUAGUGUUGCACCAUUGUUCUUACGUAAUAUAACCAUAUACAAUUUCAGUUGCACAUCUUAGAGUGAUGGACUGUGCCAUCCCCACGGCCUCCAGAAUGGAUCAGUCCACUCAGACAGGUGCGAGUCAGACAGGAGUCUUGUACACAUUAUUUUAUGAUACAUUUUUUUGCUACUGCUCGACUAAAGAAAUCUCGGUCGACCAACAGCCGAUCGACCAAACAAUCGACCAGUCGACUAAAUGGGGUCAGCCCUAAAAUGUGCACGCGUAUACAUGAGGUUCUUCACUUUGAUCUCAAAACAAGCGCAUCUGCUUGCGACCGCUCGUGCCUGUCAAUGCAAUAGAAUCCUCCUCCGAUGCGCUCUGCCUAGAACAAAAUCUCAGACCAUUUCUUUCCGUUAUGUUGCAUUGAAAAGGGGCUAAUAUUAUUCCCACAGUUGAGGGAAACGUUGAUAGUGUAAACUAACGGGGUGAAACUAUAGUGAAGUUCAGUGUCGUGCAUCUCUGCGGGGGCUGAUAUUUCUUCUGGGCGGCAGUCCUGUUCUAACCUCUCUCCUCCCUCUCUCUCUCCGCCCCCAGAGUGUGUCUUCUGAGCAUGCUGGCUCUGGUUAUCAGCUGGGCCUCCCUGGGUCUGGAGUUGGCUGUUUCUGCCGUGAGUAUCUCCAUGGGAACAUGGUUCUAUAUAUCUAUGUUGAGGCUGGAACCCAGAGCUCAGUCCCAGUAGUGUGGGAGUUAGAACCUGUACAACCUUUACCUGAAUCACUGUACUGGGCCAGUUGACACUGAACAAAAUAGAAUGUUUGGCAUAAGGUAUUAUUAUCAGUAUGAGUCAUGAAGUUAGGUUUGUUAGCACUUGCUAAGUUUAUCUAGGGACAAUUGCGAGGCAGACUAGCUACUACAGUUUAUAGCUGGUUCAGUGUGCCGUUCAUUGUGCGCAGCAUGCCUUUAUCAAAUAUAUAGGACCCAGUGGGAUCUGUCUUUAUGCAAAUCCCCCUCCCACACCAUUUAAAAUGGAUAAUUCCCUCCCCUGCAUAUGAAUCAGAGAUGACCCCCUGCCUCGUCUUCCUUCCGUAACACGGUGGUGCAUAUUAUCUUUAUUACCUCCAGAUGGAAUCCUCUACUGAGACUGAUUAUCCUACAGACUAAACAUUCUCAUUAUUCUAACUACUGUGUUGUUGUGAAAUGUCCUGUUGUGUUUCAGAUUGUGUGAAAUGUGUUUUACUCCCUCUUUGCAGACUUCCAGUGACUUCUGCGUUGCUCCUGACAUGUUUGUCACCCAAAUGACAGAACAGUAUGGAGUGCUCAAUAAAGGUAAAUAUUCAUUAAGAGACGUGUCAUGUUUAUUGUGAGAUCAAUCAUAAAGUGAAAUAUAGACAUUGCGCUGUAUGAGAUUCACUUCUAACUCUACUUUUAACAGUUGUUUGUGCAAGAAUUCUGAGAGGCAAGUUUUUGUUAGAGAUGUCUCACAGUCACAUAAGCUUUCAUAUCCUGUUUGUUUUGGAGGAGAACCGUCUGCUGACUAUGAAAAUCUCUCUUCAACUUGACAGAACACUACAACAGUUGUAGAAAAUAGAAAAUCGUUGUAGGGGAAAUGCAUAACACCAAUGACAAGUCUGGCUCUAACACUGUCUGUUUGUUUGUGAUAAAAUAUGAGUGUUUCUUUUGUCGAGGAAUACUCUCAUCUGGAGGAUGUUUUGAUAGCUCUGAGAAAUUAUUGAUUUGGAUUCAUUCUCAUCAGUAGCAUGCGCACUGAGAUAUGAUGCAGAAAUAAUGACAGAGCAACGACACAAAUGCCAAAAGCGCUUUAAUAUGUGCCAGAUAAGCCCAAUCAGUGUGAUGCUCAAUCAAUCCCCCAUCCCACCCUGGGGAGAUAUAUAAACCUGUUUCUAUUCUCUGGCCAGCGGUAAAAUAUAUUGCUUUCAGAUUUAUGGACCUGGGCUAGGGUGCAUGAGCUACCUCCUCAAACCUGUAAUAGGACUCAAUAAAUUACCCCCAGAGCAUCUGUCGCCGGGCAGACAAGCCAUGGGUGACGGGCUGCGCUGCAUUUUAAGUGUCCAAUGCGGCCCGUGGAGUAAUUGGCCAAUCUGGUCCCAUGAUGAGGUGAAAGAAGUGUGAGAGGAGAGGGAUAGAGCCCGGAGUGUGUGAAUGAGAUAAGACCAGCGGAGGAGGGGGAUGAGGAGAGACAUGCUAUGGUGGAGAAGGCAGGCAGAGUGUGUGUGUUUGUUCCUACUGCAGUCGACGGUAUCUGUGGGAAAGUACUGCGUAAUUUAACACGGUCACAGGUAGGGCUGGGAAUUGCCAGGGACCUCAUGAUACGAUAUUAUCACGAUACUUGGGUGCCUUGAGAUUUUCGCAAUUCUCACAAGGGAGCUAUGAGAAAAAAGUUUUGAUCAGUCAUGGAAAUAAAAGUGCUGAAAACAAAUUGGCUCACUAUUUCACAAAAUAAGAAGCUAUGAAGGAAACGUUUUGGUGUAGGUACAGCCAACUAGCACAAAAAUAAUAUUGCGAUAUUAUCAAAACCAUACGAUAUAUCGUCAAAAAUACCCUAAUGUAACUGUAUCGAUUUAACUAUUUUCCCCCAUCACUAGUGCCCAGUUAGUCAUCCUCCCUCUAAAUCACCACUCCAGCUUUCACUCUCCAUUGUCAAGUCGUUGCUGGAGAGAAUAGAGCUCUCUACCGUCUCAUUGUGAAGCCCUCUCUGCCUACUCGCAAUAGGAAUACUAGAGGAGGAACUAUAGGAAUAAAGAAAGCCAACAUUAACUGUAGAUCCUGAUUAGUGUAACUAUUGUUGUUAAGACUCAUUUGACCUAUGUGCAUCAUCUCAUCUUCAGUACAGUAGCUUCCCCCACUGCCUUGAGGCUGGAAUCAGGCAGUCAGGGGUGUUUGUGUGUUCUAUUUUCCUUGCGUGUUAACAUGCCUGUGUGUUUAUAAGCAGCAAUGUAAAUUAUUUAAAGACAAUAUAAGGGGGUUUAGACUUACAAGGGAGCUGAACAUUUAUGUGACAUUGCAAGACUUGAUUUUAAAUUAUUACGCUAGUUGUAAUAUGACUCUAUAAGAGAGUCUCUCUCUCUCUUCAACAUGGUGUCCAGUACAUGUUUGUGACCCCUAAGAAUGGCCUUGCCUUCCACCCCUAGGUUGUUCUCGAUCUACAAUGGCAGCCUUUGAAAAGGUCGCCCUUUUCAUUACCUUUAUUCCAUUCUGUCCUUAUUUCAUACCUGCCGUCCUGGACAAGCCAUUACUGUUUAUUUUGCCCUGGUAAACAAACGCUACAGACUAUACCUCACUCUGCAGCACUGAGGUCUCUCUGUGAAUAAUUUCAACAGCUCUGUUGCCAUUCUUCAUCUUAUCUGUUGUUCCUCACUGGCCGUAAUAUGUAUAUCUUUACUGCCCUGUCCUAGCCCCGACAGAAAGGCUGUUCUUUACUGCCCUGUCCUAGCCCCGACAGAAAGGCUGUUCUUUACUGCCCUGUCCUAGCCCCGACAGAAAGGCUGUUCUUUACUGCCCUGUCCUAGAAGGCUGUUCUUUACUGCCCUGUCCUAGCCCGACAGAAAAGCUGUUCUAUUCUCCCGUUUUCUACUUAAUGUUUCGGCCAUUGUUUCUCUUUUACAUCACUCUGACAUUUUAGUAGUAAAAUCCUGAACCCAAUUAUUGCAGAUCCCACAAAGAGAAGUUAUGAGUCUGUCAUCUCUGACUGGCUGCUUUAAACACUAUUACAAGCCGUAAAUGAGAGGUCUUCUAUUCAGCCUGUUGUAUAUGGCCAUCCAAGGAUAUAAUUGAAUGAGCAGUUCAUUUCCCUUUUCAGUGGCAUAAUUACACUGUUUAUGAGACUCACAGGGAGGGAGCUUAGAGUAGCUAAGGCAGAUGUGAACUGGCCCAUCCAUAACCAGAGCAGACUGCUGCUGUUCUCUCUACCACUCACUGUGCGCGUGCGUGUGCGCGUGCGAGAGAGAUGGGAGGUUUCUGAGAGAAAUGUAAAAGCACACUUUGGAACCAAUUGACAGCUCUGCGAAAUCCUCACAGAGAAUUGUAAUAUCUGGAACCCACUUGACUGUGUGGUAGUCAGUGGACGUUACAGACCAGUGUGGCGUAAGGAACAGGAUGCCAUGUGUUGUGUUGGUGGUGUUGGUGAUAUUCUCUCUGAUUAAUGCUGGGGACCAGAAGGAGAGGCACUCUGAUUCAAGCCUGUGCCAUGGUGUGCUAUGUUUGAGUCACGCACUCCCAAAUAUCAUUAUUUAUUAAAUUGUAUGUGGGUGGGUGUGUGUGGGUGAGAAUACGUGUCUCCUUCUCACACCAUCCCAGAUUGAGUUCCCUAAAGCAGGAUACUAUUAAUCCUACUGGCACAGUGUGCCUGACCGUGCUGCUAGCUAACCCAUUAGCAUUGUUUACGGAGCUCUGAACCGUCCCCAUCGAUCCAGGUUCUAUCCCAAAUGGCACCCUAUUCCCUGUAUAGUGCACUACUAUUGACUAGAGUGUAGGGUAGCCAUGUAGGAUACCAUUUGAGACGCAACCCCAGUUUCCUCUCCUUACAAUCCCCCAGUCAGCUCUGCUCUGCAGUACCUUGUUAAGAAGCUAAUCGGCAUACAUUGAUUACUCUACAGGCCCUCCCAACGAUCAUUAUUCACCCACUUCAGAAAAGCAACCCCAGAAAUAACCCAAUCUCUGUCCGUCUCUGUCUCUGGGGAAGCUGACCUGAGAUGAUACCACAGCACUGUAGGCUAUGGGGUUAUGGGGUUCACCACCUGACAUUCAGUAGACUGGGCACUGCUUCAGGCAGUGGCAUAUAAAGGCUAUGGGAUGUCAAGGUCAGGGAAUUGAAAUAUCAUCCAGUAAGUCACCAUGGUGGCAAAUGAGACCUCCACUGAAGCUUCUAAAGGAGCUGGUUUCAUGUGUGAAAUGGUUGGAGAAAACCUUAUGUCCUCUGUGAGAAUGGGUUAAUGCAAUUCACCUUAUUGAUCAAUUGACUGUCACUGUACUAUAACUAACUACACUGAGAUUGUCUGCAGUACUGCUCACAUCAUCUGAUCCAGUCCUGUUGUAUGUGUUUUUCCACAGACAUUUUGCAGUACUACAUGAGAUGCAGUGUGGACCAAAACAACCCAUUCCAACAGGUAGGCUACUUCAAACUAACUUUUACUGGCCAUCAUAUUUUCAGUAGCAAAGAGCUUUGAUAUUGGCAUCACAGACCCAAUGAUGUGUUGGUUUUAUAACAUGUUUAGUAUUCAUAUCAUCUAUUUCAGUAGACAGUAUAUGCGUGAAUCAGGCUGAUAUGUAACUUUCAUGCAGCCAUCAUUUAUCUGGUCUAAUGAGGCUGAACAGUGUGAUGACUCUCAUCUAGCUAAUGCAUCUCACUGCAUACAGUGCAUUUGGAAAGUAUUCAGACCCCUUGACUUUUUCCCAAAAAAUAUAUGAUACAGCCUUAUUCUAAAAUGGAAAUAUCACAUUUACAUAAGUAUACAGACCCUUUACUCAGUACUUUGUUGAAGCACCUUUAGCAGCGAUUACAGCCUCAAGUCUUCUUUGGUAUGACGCUAGAAGCUUGGCACACCUGUAUUUGGGGAGUUUCUCCCAUUCUUCUCUGCAGAUCCUCUCAAGCUCUGUCAGGUUGGAUGGGGAGCGUCGAUGCACAGCUAUUUUCAGGUCUCUCCAGAGAUGUUCGAUCAUGUUCAAGUCCGGGCUCUGGAUGGGCCACUCAAGGACAUGUCAGCUUUUCCCAGCUUUUCAUGGAGGUUUAAAUGUAGAACUGCGAAACGGCCACUAAGGCAAUUGCCAGUGUUAAAUAUGAAUGUGAUUUGAAGACCCUACCCUAAGACCCUUUCUGUGACUUGCUUUUAAUGGACUGUAGUGGUUUUUUUCUAUUCUCAUGAAUUGAUCAAAUGACUUAGUGCAGUACAAGCCCAGGCUUAGCUAUCACAGGUACAUCUGUAAAGAGAAAAGUUUGAUACAUAAUGCAUGCCAUAUAUCUCACAGGUACAGGGUGUCAAUGUGCCAACAUUGGGUUGAGUGUGAAGGGACAUAUUUGACUAUCAGAAAGGACUAGUUUUCGCUAGCAGGGGGUUUAUAUUUUCUGUGUAAGGGUCAGGUGACAUUGAACAAGUAGUGUAGUACUCAAUGCAAUGUCUGAUACAGGCGGUUGUGUUUUCCUCUUGUGUUGUAGAAGUUGUCCGGGAGCCACAAAGCCUUAGUGGAGAUGCAGGACGACUUGUCUGAACUGCUCCGCUCGGCCACCAGAGAGUACCCCCAAACUAAGGUGAGUGUCCUGACUCUUGCGAUCUAUCACUUUACUUCCUGCUGUGAAUGCCACCUCCCAGUGUACUGAUAUUACAGUAUACCUGCUGGCUCAGUCACUCCACACAAACACACCCUGCCUUCCCCCUGGUCUGGCUACACUGGCUGUACUAUUGUAGCAAUUCUAAGGGUUGAAUGGAACCAAAGGACCAACAGGCAGAGAGAGAGGAGAUGAGCGCACCUGGCCAUAAAAGUCUGCUGACACGUCACCUUUGCAUUAUGCUCAUGUUACUUUCACUGGCCUCCUGUACAGCCCUGUGUUGUAUUAUCCAGCGAUGAUCCUUCCACUGUGUGCACAGAGGAACAAAUGAUGCCUGACAUUUGGGACGUGUUGGAAAAUAGAGGCAGGCAGGCAGGCAUACUUCAGUGGCACAGUGAAGAGAGAAAAUGCUGAGUUCAUGGAAACAUUUCACAUACUGUAGGGCUAUCAGAGAUGUAUAACUCUGCCAACACUCAACAGCCCUCAUGUCCUAUUUGGUCAUUUAAAAUGCACCUCUGGACAAACGCUGUUCUCUACCGACCGUUACAGUCCAUAGGAAAAUGUAAUCCGAACGUAGUUUGUUAUUACUCCUCGUGCAGACAGACUGCGGUAUAGCCUAAGUUUGAGAAUCGGAGGAAGUACCUUCAUUUCAAUGGAAUGUGGCGCGCACCAUUAAAACUCUGGAGUCUGUCUGCAAGAGGCGUCAGGGUUGCUGACUCUGUUUUGGUUUGGGAGUUUUCUCAAAGUUUCGCCGACUCUACUUUUGUUGACCUCAUACAAACCUUCUUUACUAGUUUAAGUAGGACACCUAAAUAAGUAUUCAAAGUAUCUCUUUCAUACACACAUGCACACUGAGACAGUGGUCUGGCCUAAUUUACUGUGUUAAAUGGAGACCUGGCCCUGUUUUUAAACUGUGUGUGUGUGUGUCUUGCAGGGGAAUCUAGAACAGAUCCAGGGGGUACUGAACACCACAGAGAUUGGCCUGCAUCAGCUCACUGCCCUGGUGGACUGCCGCAGCCUGCACAUGGUGAGCUGCCUUCCUGCCUGGGACUACAGGGGAACCAUGGCUAACAUCCUUACUCCACAGGGGGUGUUGUAUGGUCUCUGUGUUGUAUGUUCAUGGUCUACAUGUGUACAUAUCCCUCUCUGUGAUGUGAUUUUAGCAUAUUCAGUGCACGUCUAGUCCGAUGAUGUUUGCAGAUGUGUAUGCGAGCUGUGUAAACGGUCCAGUGAGCCCGUUGCAUGACUUGCAGUUGGCGUUCCCUCUGUCUGUGUGGUGGAGAGGACCACGUUCACAGUUCACACUCCUGUGCAUCUGCGCCGCUCAGCUGAGCUCAACUCUGCUCCACUGCUCUUGGUUCAGCCCUGUAUUCAACCCCGCUCUGCUCCUCUCUGCCUGCAGGGCACCCGCCGCCCUGGGCUGGGCAGCAUAUCUCUAUGAUCUGUAGUAGCAGCCCUCCCUGACAGCUCUUCACAUCCUCCCCUGUUAACGCCUAUGUGGCCAGGCCCACUGUCACACUCAGAACCCUGCCUGGGUCUCACUGUUCCUACUGUCACUCCCACUUUCAUCCCCACCACUCACUGCCCUCACCGCAGAGGGCAGGAGAACCUGAGCCAAUCAACCAGUAGCCCAGGAGCUCACAUUCUGCCUAUACCAGGGCUACUUUCAGUAGGCAAACUUUGUGUAAUGUUGCAGACCGAAAUGUCAUGACAUGAAUAGAGCUGAUGUGAUUUGUUCUUCUACAGAGAGGGAUGUUUGUUCUGCAUCAUAUAUUUCUUUCUGAACAUUGUGCUGAGCAUGACCCAGGAGGAUGCCGUAACACGUCUGCUACUACAUCACAUGUAAACAUGCUAUACCUAGAAGGAACAUCCAAGAGGUCUCUCAAUGCAAAUGCAGGAAGCAGAAGCACCCAUCAUGAAAGGUUUUCUUUAAAAGCUGGACUAUAUUAUUCCCCACUUACUCUGUGCUUUUGUCAUGUUGAAUAGCUCUCCUGGGUAAUGCACAUGUUGUUGAGCUACUUCCUCUCAAUAAUGACUGUAAUGUGCCUGGCUCUGACGCAAGGCACAAGAAAAGCACUGUCUUGGCCUGCUUUCACUCCUCGACACGAGGCGGAGUUAGGGUUAAAUAGUAAUGUCUAACCUUCCUCUUCCAGCAUGUGUAGCAUGUGUGUCAGACAGGGCGCUGCGUACAGGAACCCUGUGUAGCAAACAGACAGGCAAUAUGAAGCAUCUGUUUGGUAGGUCUGUCUGGUUAGUUGUAUUUCUAUGACAUGAUGUGGACGUCUAGCCUGUGCACUAGUUGUCAUAGAUACAUGCAUGUACAGCAUAUGACAUGACAACGAACCAGACAGUAGUGAUGGGAGGAAAGAUCGAUAUAGUUACAUAUCGGGGUAUUCUUUUUGACGAUAUAUCGCAUAGUUUUGACAAUAUCGCAAUAAUAUUUUUGCGCUAGUUUGCUGUACAUGCACCAAAACCACAGUAUUUUCCCUUCAUACCUUGUUCUCCAUCUUCUUUUUAAAUAGGGAGCCAAUUAGUUUUCAGCACUUUUAUUUCCGUGACUGAUCAAAACUCAUUUUCUCAUGGCUCUGUCCCUUUUCCAAUUUCAAACAGAAAAAUUUUUUGGGUGACGAACGCCCCUUAAAAACAGGAAGAGACAAUGAAAGCUUUUCAAAUAAAUCAAGUAAAUAGAACCGUUUUGUUGGUUUUUAAAGGGAAAAGUACGCCCAAUAGAAUAGUAAAUAUGAAACAAGUUUCCCUUUUUUGGGAAUUUCCCCGGAAUUUAAAAUUACGGCACCUUAAAGAUCGCCCAUAACAGGUUUUAAGUAUAAUUAAUGCCCCCAAAGGAUCCCCCCACCCUUUUUUAUUUUGGGUUUUUUUCAGGGGGGCAACACUUAAAAUUUUCACUUUUCACAAUUGAUAUGUCCUUUUAUAAAAAGGCCUUUUUGUCCGUAAAAAAAAAGGUUAAAAAGUGGCCCAAAAAAGUGAGACCCCCUAAAAAUUUUAAGGGAAAAAUUUUUUGGGGGAAUCUUUUCCCGGUGCCAACCCCUUUGGGAAAAGGGCCCCUUUCACAAUUUAAAAAGGAGGUUCACCUUUUAUAAACAGUUGGGGGAAAGGGGGCCUUUUCCCCUCAAAUUCCAAACCCCCCAGUUCCUGGGUUUUGGUUUUUUUAAACUUGUGUCCCCCAAAUUUACCCCCCUUUUUUGGGAAUGUUCCCAAUUGGGGCCCAAAAAAUUCCAAUAGGGGCCCCUUUAUUUUCAAGCGGGGACUGGUUCCCUCCUGGGCUGGAGCCCCCCAAAAUUUCCCGGAGCCUCUUCCCCCCCCCCAUGAAACUCCCCCAACCUGGUUGGGUGUUUGGAAAAAUUGCACUCCCCCCCCUUUCCCCAAGGACCCCACAACCAAAAAAUUUAUCUGGGACAGCCGGCUAGUUUUUAAACCCCCUUACCUGCUUUCUUAGCAAACCCGUUUUCGGGCCUUUUUUGGCCAUCUUUUUAAGGGGGGGCUUCCUUUAGAAGCCACAGACCUUGUUGGGAUUCGGCCUAAAGGCUGAGCCCCACCGGUGCCCCCCACCCCAAAUUUCAGCCCCAGACAUGCAUUUUCCCAAAAAACCCAAUGGGUGGACGUGGGAAGCAACUUCUUUGGGCCCCAAACCUGGGUUUGGGGGAAACCUUUUCCCUGAAACCCCUGUUUUCUUGGGGCCCCCGGCCAGGCUGUUUCCCGGUUUUUGCAAAAGUUUUGCCCAGGGAAAAAUUUUUGGGGGCCUUCCCUUUUUUUAAAAUUCCUUUUGGGGGGCGCCAUGAGGCCCAAAUUUUAAAAUUCCCGUGGCCGUUGGGGGGUUGGGGCAUGACCCAAAUUUUCCCCCCCCCCUUCAACCCUGGCCUUGGCACACUAAAAGUCCAAAACCCGGGGGCAAAAUCUUUUGGGAAUUUUACCAAUGAGGGGGUGAUCAAAUUUUUUGGCCACCUUUUGAAAAGGCCUUUUUUGAGUUUUGGGGGAACAAUUUUCCGGGUUUUAAAAGCUGUACUUCACCUACUUUUAUUUUUUCGUUUAAUUUCUAUAGGGCCCCAUGAAAAAAACCAAAAAUUUUUUUUAAAGGGGGGUUCCCCAGAGAUUUUUUGAUGAGGGGAAAGUUGAACCCUUUCCCGGGGAAUAGGGGAAGUUUGAGAGCUGACCCAAAUUUUAACCCCCCCUGUCACCCAUUCAAUGAGGACCCUUUAAACCUUUUGGUUUUCCCCAUGACAAAGGGGGUUUUGGAAAAUUUUUGGGGGUUUUUUGGGCCCCCUUGGCCCCUUUUUAAAGGGGUGUUAUUCUUUGUUGCCCGGGGUUUUUUAGGGCAUUUGGCUUCGGGGGUGUUAUUAAUUUUGGGGGGGAAGCCCCUUUAAAAUGGGUUUUUAUUAAAAAGGGGUUCUUUUUUUAAUUGCCAGCAAAGGGUUGUUUUUUAAUGUGGGUUCUGGGUUUUUCCAAAAUAUUUACUAAAAAUGGGGGGGGUUCUUAAAUUUUUGGUUUUGUUGUUGUUUUUUAGGCUCUUCCAAUAUAAAGGGUUUGGGUUAAAUUAAGGGUUUCCCUUUUUGUGUUCCAGGAAUUUUCCAUAAAAAGGGUUUGUUUAAAAAAAUUGUUGUGGUUGUGUUCCCAAAAUAUGUCCAGGCUAUUAAAAAGGGGGUUUUGUUAUUAAAUGUGGUUUCUGGGUUUUGGGUUCCCGGCUAUGCCGGGCUAUAAGGGGGUUUUUUGGAUUAAAACCCGUGUUUUUCCCUUGUGGUUUCAGGGGGAUCCCCGGGUUGCAGGGUUUUUAAUUAAAACCGGUGGUUUUUUCCAACUAUCCAGGGAAUAACCCGGGGUGUUUUUUUCUGGUUUUUCUGUUUGUGUUCCAGGAAAAUGUUCCCGGAAAAAAAGGGGGUUUUUGGGGGUUUAAUGUUUGGCCCUUUUUGUUUUUCCAAUAGUCAUUUAAAGGGGUUUUUGGAUUAAAAUGUGUUGCGUUUUUUUUCCCCGGAAAUGACUUAAAAUUUUAUUUAAAUUUUGCCUUUUUGCAGGGAAAGCCCUCUUAAAGGGGGGUUUUUAAACUGGCGCGUGUUGUGGGUUCCCGGGAAUUUUUCCCCCCUAAAAGGGUUUUUUUUCCCCUUGUGGGGGUUUUUUUUCAUUGCCAGGGGUUGGGGGGGUGGUUUUGAGGUUGAGGGCUUUGAAAUUCCUUGUUUUCCUUGGGGACCCUAUCAGGCAAGGGGAGGGAAUGGGGGAAAAAAAAAAAAAAAGGAAAAUUAAACCAAAAUUUUCCUUUUGGUAAGAAAAAAGGGUGAGGAAUUUUUGUUUUUGUCCCCGGGGCAACGGGGCCUCCCACUUUUAAAAAAUCCAAAAAAAUUUUUAAAAAAAUUUUUGCCCGGAGGGGUUCCUAACCCCCCGGGGGGGGGGAUUUUUUGGUUGGAAAAAUUUUUUUUGGGGUUCUUUUUCAGUUUGAUUCCUCCCGGGCCCCCACCUUGGUUUCCUUUGGUUAUUUACAACCCCAGGGUUUUUUUAAAAGGGGGGGAAUUUUUUUCCCUUUUCUAAAUGGCUACAGGGGUUUUUGGGAAAAAUUUUUUCUUCAUUUUUUUUUUUUUAAUGAGCAUGUAAUUCCCAAAAAACCCCCAAUUUAAACGGGACUGCUUUUAAAACCCUUAAGCCAUUCUAUUGAUAUAUUUUAUAUAUAAUAAUAAUAAAUAAUAAUAAUAUGCCAUUUAGCAGACGCUUUUAUCCAAAGCGACUUACAGUCAUGCGUGCAUACAUUUUUUUUGUGUAUGGGUGGUCCCGGGGAUCAAACCCACUCCCUUGGCGUUACAAGCGCCGUGCUCUACCAGCUGAACACGGUAAUGUUGGAAAUUAGUUAUAUUUUCACCCCAACUACAUACUCUAAUGUCUUUGUAAUGUUCUGUAUGUGCGAAUUCGUGCUGCCAUUGAAUGGGAUGAUGUCAUUAAUUAGCUGUGUGGAGGAAAAGCCUAUGGGUGGUGGUGUUGAACACUAGAGGGAGACAAGCGCCACCAUGUCAUCAUCAGCGCUAAUUCCCUUCAGCACCACAGGGCUGUUUCUGUCUUCUUUUUGUUAUCCAGGUUUUAUAUCUUGACCAUUGUGCCUCAGGGGCAAAUGUGUUUUUAUGUUUUGAUAAUGUGGGCUUUCAGUGGUGCCCUUGCACUAGUCACAAUCACAGUUCAUGUUUGAACAGAAAUGGCAAUGUAGACCAAUCCAUAUUGUAGCAGAUCAUUCUGUAAUAUUCCUGUGGAAACUGAAUACGUUCUUAUCUUACUGGAGCGUGGUUUCAUUCCUUAAGCUCAGCGGGAAUUUGCUGCUUUCCCUUUUUCAAAGAGAACACAUCUUUCGUCUAACCUUGGGCAGUGAAGGAAUUGAAUAGAAACGUGGCAGUGAAUGAAUACAAAACGUGGCAGUGAAUGAAUACAAAACGUGACCGUGAAUGAAUACAAAACGUGACCGUGAAUGUGCAUGCUUUUGUGCUGCAGCUGCUCUCCCCGUCAGUGGGAGAGGGCUCCCCCUUGUGGCCGUUUGUCACUCUGCAGGGUUGUGGUCAAUUCCAUUUGAAUUUGGAAGUAAACUGAAAUUCACAUUUUCUCUCCAACGAUGAAAUCAGGGAGGGGACUGUGGAUCUGUCUCCGUAUGUUCGUCACACACAGUAUCUCAGACAGCACUGGGCUGAUUUUGACUAAACUUAGGUGAAUGAUGCGUCUUGCCAUAGAGAUCCAGCAUUUACAAAAUUACACUGAUUGGCCCAAGGUGGGAGCUAUAGUAACGUCACUGAAAUGUGUUAGUCACACGCAAUAUCUCAGUUGGCCCGGGGGGUCACUACAUCAUUCUUUGGGGACGACAUGUUUUCUGUUGCCUUGUCCUCAAUGAUUUUCCUGGUAGAAUGUGUCCUGGUGGACCUGUGUGACUCAGCAGUGUCUCUCUCUCUCUCUCUCUGUGUGUCCCUAUAGGAACGAGGCGGACAGCGAGGAGGAGUCCAUGGCCCACGGAGGCAGACUGCAGAACCAUGACAACCUGUACCGGGUCCACAUGCCCAGCCUGUACAGCUGUGGCAGCAGCUACGGCAGCGAGACCAGCAUCCCUGCUGCAGCACACACCGUCAGCAACGCCCCCGUCACAGAGUACAUGUGA
Molecule: messenger RNA, 39256 nt
Organism: Coregonus sp. 'balchen'
Lineage: Eukaryota; Metazoa; Chordata; Actinopteri; Salmoniformes; Salmonidae
Source: the annotation of a GenBank genome assembly